AUGCCACGAUUGGCUCAAUGGCCACGUGUGCAUCAUCUGAAGGUUAUGACUUCCAACUCAAAAUCGAAUCGAAGUUCUAUCUAGUUUUGUCGUCAGAGUUCAAUCCCUCACUGCUAUCUCUGUCAUGGAUUCGAACAACAAACUGGAGCUAAUAAAUAUCGCGAUCCAGAGAGUUAUAAAGGAGAAGAAGAUCAAGCCAGUCAGCGGUACCAGCGAUGGCCUCGUGGAAGACGACCAUGAUGAUCGCCUUCUCCUCUCCAGAUUGCUCUCUGAGUUGGAAUCAUUGGAAGGAGAUAAUGCACUUAAGGAAUCUGAAGCUUUAAGUGAGGUGGAGGAGGAGAAUCCUUCUCCAGCAGUUGGUAUUGUGGACGUAAAUAUGGGGAAUGCCCGUCAGGUUGACCGUGGUGGCGUUGAGAUCGGGGCAGAAGAGAUAGUGAAGGAGCUGAAGAAGGUGAAGAGGCAGAAUUUUGUAACUCAUUGUCUUCUUUCGGCCAUGAUUGUACUAACCGUUGCUUGGCAAUUAUCCGAAGUCACCUUAAUUUGGAAAGUCAAAAAAGGACUAAGCAACCCAUUUAGAUCCGUCGGAAGUUUACUUGCAGGGAUGCUGAAAGGCCCUGCUACAAAUGGUCAAGACACAGAAAAACUGUCCUCGCUGACCAAAGAACUGCCUAGUGAAGCCCCUUCACUCCCACUUCUCAAAAUUCCAGAAAUCCCCCAUAUGGAUUUACCAGAUUUAGGUUUAAAUGGUUCAAAAGAUAAAUGAAAGUUUGGUUUGAUAUGAAGCCAAAAGAGUUAAGGUCUUGAGCGCAAUACUGCCUGGUUGAUCUGGCAAUGGUUGAAGUAUGAACAAAGCUUCUAGAGCAAACCAUGUUCACUCUAAUUUCAUUUGUUGAGAUGUUUGAAAGACGAGAUAUGUAAGGGAUGUCUUUGCUUGUGGUGUAACUGUUAAUAUGUUGAUUCAACUAUGAAAGUUUUGUAUUGGAAUUCAAAA
Messenger RNA from Carya illinoinensis, 991 nucleotides. RefSeq lists its product as uncharacterized. The transcript is spliced from 2 exons. Lineage: Eukaryota; Viridiplantae; Streptophyta; Magnoliopsida; Fagales; Juglandaceae. The record is from RefSeq and is a predicted model, not a curated record. Bases 125 to 763 code for a protein of 212 amino acids.